Molecule: messenger RNA, 1749 nt
Organism: Plasmodium vivax (malaria parasite P. vivax)
Lineage: Eukaryota; Apicomplexa; Aconoidasida; Haemosporida; Plasmodiidae
Exons: 1
Coding region: 1-1596 (531 amino acids)
Biological process (GO): ubiquitin-dependent protein catabolic process
Cellular component (GO): nucleus
Molecular function (GO): ubiquitin binding; ubiquitin protein ligase binding
Source: RefSeq, a predicted model, not a curated record
AUGAGCACCAUCGUCGUACGCCUCAGGUGCGAAGUAGGAAUCUAUCGCAUCGAAAUUAACCGUGACCAAAGGCUGACCGAUUUGAAAAGCAAAAUUGAGGAACUGCUAAAUGUGCCGGUGGAGGAGCAGCUGCUUUUUUUGCAAGAAGAACCCAACGUCCCGUUGACAGACAAUGGGGCGCUGCUCGAACAGUGUAACAUUACGCAUGGGUGUGUACUUCUUUUGAAGGGCGAGGUGAAGAAGCCGAGCGCGAGUGGUGGGAAGCGGUUGGAUGGUGAUGGAUCUACAGGGGGGAGUGCCAAGUGGAAGAGCGAUAAGGGGGGUACCCCCAAUGAGUGUAAUGCAGGGGGUGCGAAGAAGGUAAAGGGGUUCGAGCAGACGAACGCGGGGGGGGGUAGCGGCCUAGAUGGGCUUGGCCAGCCUCCCCGAGAGGACCGGCUAACCCCCCAAAAGGGAAAAAAAGAGGAGGAGGGAAAAACCAACAAGGGAAAGGAGCAGAUCACCCAGGGGACGGGCGAAAACCAGGCGAACUUCAAAUCGUUUGACCACUUCCUAAAAAUGAGGGAAUACAACACGACGGACCUCCCACUCAACCUGACCUACCAAUCUGUUUUUCUAACGAAGGGCAGGUUCAUUAAGAUCCCCUUGAGCGUGACCCUAAAGCACCAGGAGUAUCGCCAUGUGGACCACCUCGAACUUAUGAAUGUAGAGGAGGUGAAAAACUUCGUGCAGUAUUGGUACACCAAUGGGAGCAUGUGCGAGCAGAGAGUUGGUUGGAUGUAUGGCUACUACAGGGAAGACCCUCAUUACACUCUGGGCAUUCGAGCGGUAUGCGAAUGUAUUUACGAACCCCCACAGAUAAAUGAGGUAGAUAAGGUUAAGCUGCUCCCCGAUGACUUUCUCCCCUCUGUAGAUGUGAUUGCCAACCGAUUAGGUUUAGAACGAAUCGGUUGGAUCUUUACACAUCUGCCAAGGAAGGAACACCUAACAUCGGAGGAAGUGGUGCAGAUAGCCAAUUUGCAGCUAGCCAAUUUGAAGAAAAACAUGCACUAUACAAAUUAUAGCGUUUCUAAUUUUAUCACCUGCACAAUAUCUCCAGAUCCUAUGUUAAGUAACGAACCAGUGACCAAUGCAUUCAUGGUGUCGGAUAUGGGGAUGGCAUUAAUUAGAUCCUCCCUGGUGGACUCGACGCAAACGGAUCCUUCCCAUAUACAGCUGAGGAACCCCGUGCGCAACGAGCUUCUUCCUCUCAUCCUAGAAGGAGGAAAAGAAACCAAUAAAUUUGAUACGGACUGGUUUAUUGUUCGAAUUAAUGAAUCUGCUCCUAAGGUGGUUAGGUCCCUUUUUAAAAACUUCCACUUCCCUAGGGAAAAUCGGCUGCACUCGCCCACUGCCUACGACGUGAAGGAGUACUUCGCCAGCCCCAAGCUGGAGAGGGGCACCAACGGCAUGCACAGGUGCUCCGACUUCCACUUGAUUUUGUUCGUCUGCCGCGUGCUCGACAUGGAGACUGCGCUCGCGCUCUGCGACGCCGCGCUCAGCAAGAAGGAGAUCGACCCCAUCAUGGAGGAGAUACUCACCUCGGUGAAGGUGUAGCGGGGGAGAAGCGGCCAAGCGGUGAAGCGGCGAAGCGGCGCGGUCAGCGUCGUGGUUAACCGGGUAUGAUACAUGUGUGCGUAUAUAUGUGUGCGUAUAUAUGUGUGCGUAUAUAUGUGUACGUAUAUAUGUGUGCGUAUACAUGUGUACGUA